This is a messenger RNA of Fulmarus glacialis (Northern fulmar), 932 nucleotides long. It is a transcript of the gene SHISA5, whose product is annotated as shisa family member 5. Bases 1 to 501 code for a protein of 166 amino acids. Gene Ontology annotation, biological process: positive regulation of canonical NF-kappaB signal transduction. Gene Ontology annotation, cellular component: endoplasmic reticulum. The transcript has 4 exons. Lineage: Eukaryota; Metazoa; Chordata; Aves; Procellariiformes; Procellariidae. The record is from RefSeq and is a predicted model, not a curated record.
AUGCGCCAGGACAUCGAUGUGAAGAGGGUAAAUGAAUGUCUGGGAUCCUUGGCCUCUUUUGACCCUUCCACAAGGAAGGGGCUGAUUUUUGGAACACUUGUUGCGAUUGGAAUUACUCUUUUUGCGGUGAUUGUAAUUACUAUUAUUCUGUGCCUCACCUGUUCGUGUUGCUGUUUGUAUAAAGCAUGUCGAAGACCACGGCCUGUUGUGACCACCACUACUUCCACUACAGUGGUUCACGCUCCCUAUCCCCAACAACAGGGAGUGCCACCCAACUACCCCGUAGCCCCGUAUCAGGGAUAUCAGCCUGUGGCUAUCCAGCCACAACCGGGAAUGCCGGUAGCACCGUACCCUGCACAGUAUCCUCCCCCUUACCCCAUGCAGCCAUCAGGACCCCCAGCUUAUCAUGAAACUGUGGCAGCUGGUGCUGGAGCACCUUACCCAAUCAGCCAGCCCCCUUACAACCCUGCUUAUGUGGAUCCUCAGAAGCCCACCUAUUGAAAAGAUCUUCUACUAUGCUUCUGCAUACAAUACUUUUUAAAGUAUAAUUUGUGCUGUUUACACCGUGCAACUGUAGUAUAUUUUUCUGGACGACAGCAAUCUUUUGUCUAAGUAAAGUGAAAGUUAAUUCAGUAUCUUUUUUUUAAAUGCUUUGAGUAAGAGGAAGGAGUAUUUUUCUUGCAGAAGUUGUUAAUUUAUACCUCAAGCAAAUACAAAAAGAGAUUUUGUUCUAUAUACAAUGAGAAAAGCAUGAAGGAGUACUUCAGAAAUAAGAACCACAGUAACAUUUGCUGUGCAAUAAUUUUGAAAGGAAUGGUCUAAUAUGAGCAUUAUCAAACACCCAAAGCUGUAGCAAUCUUUUGCACAGUAUUAAAACAUAAAAACUUAAUCUCUAAGAAACUACCUGAUAUAUGUUAUAUAUGUUCUGCCUG